UUCCUGUUUAAAAUUAUAUUUUCAGAAUCAAAAUGAAUGAAUUUGAUUCUCAAAGAUUGGAAAUUCAUAAAGAUCUUCAGAGUAUAGAAGCAGUUUCUGAUGAUAAAAGAAUAUUAAAACAGAUAAUGAUUGAUAUUCUCAACCUGAGGAAUGGAAUGGAAGAUAACCUACUUCUAAUCCAACAAAUCCACCGGAUGAUACAGAAGGAAGGAGAGGAGCAGAGGGGAUUUAAUGAUGUAAUCAAUGCUGCCCAGCAACAUAUUGACGCAAUUAUAACUGUUUAUGCAAUGGGAGUAUCCUGGCUGAAGAACGAUACUGACUUUGCUCUCAGCUUUAUUCAAGAUGGAAACCUGGAGACACAUGAAGACGACCUGACCGACGAAUAUGGUGAUAUUAGAACAGAUUUAGCUGAUACGGUCGGUAUAGAUCACAGCUACGUAAUUCUUCCUCAAACAUUGAGGAAAAUAAAGACUCCAUUAAAAAAAAGAGAGGGUUCAGUUCUAUUAACACGCCGUGAAACAUCCACUGUACACUCUACACUCAGAGGGUUCAGUCCUAUUGAUGACUCUGCCUACUCCAACACAAAACACCUGGAUAGUUCUGAUCUGAACCAAGAUGAAACUGAAAUAAAAACAGAAAACGAGGAAUCUAAUCUCACGGUGGACGUUGACCCCAGCACUGUAUUGAAUCUAGAUGUUAAAGUGGAGGAACCUUAUUUUGACCAUAUUAACCAACAAACAGGAAUGGAAUCUGAACCUGUUCUUUUUACUAAAAACGGCGGAAGAGUUUUGGUAUUUAACGGUUAUAUUUUCCGACGGAAUCGAGCUGUGGAAUCAACUAAUGUAAUGUACUGGAAGUGCCAGGAAAAUAAAACUAGAAAACCAAAUUCGUGCAAAGCUAAUCUGAAAACUACUUAUUUUGAUGUUAUGAUUGACAAACCUGGACCUCAAGUGAUCAUUGAGGGGACUCUUCAUAAUCACUCAGUACCUGAAGAUCAGAUGAUUUUGGUUGAACUUGUUUGUAAUUUCAAGAAAAUAUUAAAACAAGACCCAUCUAGAUCUUUAAGGUCUAUUUACGACGAACUAGUGAGUGGUUACCCAUCAAAUGCUCCUGUUCCCCCAUUAGGAAAAAUCAGGCUUCAGUUACGGCGAUUUAAGAAUUCGCAGCUGGCAGCCGUUGAAAGGGAUGAAAUUCACACAGAAUAAAAGGAUAAUAAUAUAUUACAAAAAACAACGAAUUUUUCGAAAGAAACCAUGAUUAAUUGUUUUUCACGAAUAUUUCAUACAAUUUCUGGUCAUUUAAUCUUCUAACAUUAUUUUUUACGAUCAAUUUGUUUACUUUGUUUACUAUUUUUAUUUAAUUUAAGAGCUUGAUCUAGACGAUUAUAUUUACGUCAUCAUAGAUCACUAGUUUUGACAAAAACUAAAUGAAUAAAUGAUUAAUAUUUUCAGA
Molecule: messenger RNA, 1452 nt
Organism: Eurytemora carolleeae
Lineage: Eukaryota; Metazoa; Arthropoda; Copepoda; Calanoida; Temoridae
Exons: 12
Coding region: 33-1205 (390 amino acids)
Source: RefSeq, a predicted model, not a curated record